Molecule: messenger RNA, 7397 nt
Organism: Papilio machaon (common yellow swallowtail)
Lineage: Eukaryota; Metazoa; Arthropoda; Insecta; Lepidoptera; Papilionidae
Gene: sdk
Product: protein sidekick
Exons: 29
Coding region: 427-7008 (2193 amino acids)
Biological process (GO): cell-cell adhesion
Molecular function (GO): protein binding
Source: RefSeq, a predicted model, not a curated record
GUUCGUACGUACGCACGCGUCCCGCUCAAGUCUGACGAGUGAAUACUAAGUGAUUGUGAAAUAAAGUUUGAUAAACUUUCAAAGUUUUUAAAUGUUGUCAAAAUUAUAAAGAGAAGUAAUGUUUAUAUUUUCUUUUAUAACCAUGAGUUUAAUUGUGAUUAAGUUGACGUUAAGUUAUGAACAUGUACUUUUUAAAACUACUUUAUAGGGCCCUUAAAGUUGAGUGAACUUUCGUACCUUCAUUCCGUUUAGAAUCGCGCAAAUCCCACAGGUGUUAUGUUGUGAGAGUUAAGAUCCUAGCAACCAGUUCAAAAAUGCAGCUUUGUUUAAGUAUCUAUUUAACUAAUAUAUAUUUUUGUCAUGAAACAAGUUUAGAAACAAUAAGCAAUGUGCAAUUCUAAGUGGUGAGCAACUUUAUUUCGGGUUAUGGAAGAAUUAGAACGAUUACUAAACAUGUAUUCGAGGAAAUUUCUUGGGCUCCUGUUAACAACAUAUUUAUUCAUUCAAAUUGUAACUGCCUCAGAAACUUCAGCGCAAAUGCAGCCGCCGCGCUUCAACAUGCAACCCUCGUCCUUAAAUAGCAUCGUACGAGAGGGCACGUCCAAGAUAUUGCAAUGUUCCGCAGUCGGAAUACCGCAGCCGAUGUACAGGUGGUUAAAAAACGGCGUACCCCUGAGCGAAUACUCAACAGACAUCUUCUACAAGAUUCACAACACGCAGCGACAAGACGCGGGCGCGUACCAGUGCAUCGCCAAAAAUGACGUCGGCGCCAUCUUCAGCGAAAAGAACAAUAUUGUUGUAGCAUAUAUGGGUAUGUUCGAAAACAAAAUAGAACAAGAAGUUACAGUUGACUCAGGCAGAGCUGCUAUCUUAGAUUUCCCCCACAUUGACUCAGAACCGCCUCCAUCAGUUAACUGGCAGGACGAGAACGGUGAACUGGGAUAUGACCAGAAAUAUGCCGUAACCGAUGACCAUAAGCUUGUUAUAUUGUGUGCUUCGAAAAAGGAUGAGAGGUCUUAUAGAGCCCAAGCUUUUAACACCCAAUCAGGAAAAGUUGAAAAUAGUCCAUACAUAAGACUAAAUGUCCUUGGCGAUGACACCAAAGAAAUAGCUCCAGAAAUAAUUAUCAAACCGCAAGACACAAAGAUAAUAAAGGGUCAGGAGUACAGGAAUCUAUAUUGCAUCGCAAACGCGAGGCCUUUGCAUGAAUUAGAGACGUUAUGGUUCAAAGAUGGCAUUUUAAUUGACAUUGCUGGUAUUACUUACGACUUGAACGACCAGUGGAACAGAACGCUAAGUCUCAUAUCAGCUAACUUGACUCAUACAGGACAGUAUACUUGCCAAGCUAGAUUAAAAAGUGGUGGAUUCGCGACGGUGACUGCAUCAGCUACAGUCACUGUGUUCGAGAAACCGACCAUGUUGUCGACACUUAAGUCUGAGACUUAUGGUGAAUUCGGGAACACCGUAGUCUUGGAAUGCAACGUAGAAGGUAUACCCUUGCCGGGGAUCACAUGGUACAAAGAUGCGAAGAAAAUAGCGAGCGUCGGUGCCGAAGCGGGGGAGACCGACAACGGCGACGUAGACGACGGCGGAGGCAGGUAUCGAGUAGAACUGGACCGAUCGCUUAUAAUAAACGAUCUGAAAAUGGAAGACAUGGGAAUUUACCAAUGUAUCGCGAGCAACGAAGCCGGGGAAGCUUCCAUAAAUACCUGGUUAAAGAUCAAAACGUCCCCGCCAGUAAUGCAGAGCGCGCCCACCAACCUGACGGUGCUGGACGGCAAGGACGCCACCAUCAGCUGCCGGGCCGUCGGCGCGCCCACGCCCAAUGUCACCUGGUACUUCAACGAUUCUCUUAUAAUCAAGCUGUCAGGUCGGCUGCAGGCUUUGGACGAGGGCGACCUGUUGAUCACGAGCACGACGACCGCCGACAGCGGCAAGUACACCUGCAUUCGAGCAAACGACGCGGGCAACGUCUCCGGCGAGGCGUUCCUCACUGUAUUAGUGAGGACGCAGAUAAUAGCACCGCCGGUGGACACGCGUGUACUGCUGGGCCACACAGCCACGCUACAAUGUCGAGUAUCCAGCGACCCAAACGUCAAGUACAACAUCGACUGGUUCCACAACAAUCAGCCGAUGACGGCAGGUUCUCGAGUUUGGAUAACGAACGAGGGGGCGCUGCAAGUGCAGGCGGUGCGCGCGAGCGACGCGGGCGAGUACGCGUGCGUGGUGACGUCACCGGGAGGUAACCACACGCGCCGCGCUCUGCUCUCCGUCAUCGAGCUGCCCUUCGCGCCUACCAACGUGCGCGCCCUGCGGCUGGACGCCACGCAGCGAGCCGUCAACGUCUCCUGGACGCCAGGCUUCGAUGGCAACUCGCCCGUGCACAAGUUCAUCGUACAACGAAGAGUCGUACCCGAGUUUGGUCCGACACCGGACCCGCUGCUGAACUGGGUGACGGAGCCAAUGAACGUAUCCGCGAGCCAGCGCUGGGUGCUGCUCACCAGCCUGAAGGCGGCCACCUCCUACCAGUUCCGAGUGUCCGCCGUCAACACAGUCGGCGAGGGCCCACCCUCCGACCCCACCGACGUCUUAACACUACCACAAGAAGCACCAUCGGGCCCACCGUUGGGUUUUAUGGGAUCAGCGAGAUCUUCAUCAGAAAUUAUAACACAAUGGCAACCGCCACUCGAAGAACACAGAAACGGUCAUAUACUGGGUUACGUCAUCAGAUAUAGGCUAAGAGGCUACGACAAUAGCCCCUGGACGUAUCAAAACAUCACCAACGAAGCGCAAAGGAACUAUCUAAUACAAGAUUUGAUCACAUGGAAAGAUUACAACGUCCAAAUAGCGGCGUACAACGACAAAGGAGUGGGCGUGUUCUCUGACAGUUACACGAUCAAGACUAAAGAGGGCGUUCCCGAAGCGGCACCUGACAACGUACGCUGCGAAGCAUUUAAUUCUACAGGUAUAACGGUGUGGUGGACACCGCCCAACCCACAGAAAAUUAACGGAAUUAAUCAGGGUUACAAAAUCCAGGCGUGGAGAUGGGAGGCGAGCGAGAACGGCAACGUGGAGCAGAAGAUAGUGAGCAUCCCGCCCAACCUACUGGACCCGCUGACGGAGCAGUCGGCGGUCAUCGCCGGACUUGACAAGUUCACUGAAUACAACAUAUCCGUGCUCUGCUUCACCGAGCCCGGCGAUGGACCUAAGAGUGAUUACGUACUAGUCAGGACUAAAGAAGACAUUCCGGACGAGGUUGGCGGUUUGCAAUUCGACGAUAUCUCAGAUCGUGCGGUGCGCGUGUCGUGGUCUCCCCCGAAGAAAGCAAACGGCGUACUGAUCGGCUACAAGCUGUCCUACCAAGUUAAAGACAACAAUGACACGUACAAAGAAGAAAUAUUACCACCAAAUAUCACUAGCAUACGAGUGGAGCAUUUACAGGCGAGUACGCAGUACGUAGUGUGGGUGAGCGCGCUGAGCGGCGUGGGGGAGGGGCCGGCGCGCGGGGCGGGGCUGCAGUCGGGGGUGGAGCCCGUGCUGCCCGCCGCGCCCCGCAACCUCGCCCUCUCCAACAUCGCCGCAGACUCCGUGCUGCUGCAGUUCACGCCCGGCUUCGACGGCAACUCCUCCAUAUCUCUCUGGACAGUACAGGCACAGACAGCUCGCAACACAUCAUGGGUGACAAUCUAUGAAGUGAGCGAACCGGACGCUCAGUCCAUCCUAGUGACAGGCUUGGUGCCGUUUACGACGUACCGUCUGCGGCUAGUGGCCAGCAACGUGGUGGGCUCGUCACCGCCCUCCGAGCCCUGCAAGGAGUUCCAGACCAUACAGGCACCGCCCCGCCACCCUCCCCGCAACGUCACCGUGCGAGCCGUCAGCGCCAACAACCUCAGAGUUCGGUGGAUUCCUCUACAACAAAGCGAAUGGUACGGGAACCCGAAGGGGUACAACAUAACAUAUAAGCGCAGUGGCGACAACGAGACACUGCACUGCGUCAUCGAGGACCACACGGCCAACUCGCAUGUGCUCGCCAACCUGGAGGAGUGGUCGCUGUACGAGGUGCGCAUGACCGCGCUCAACGAGGUCGGUGUCUCCGCCGAGAGCCCCACCGCGCUCGAGAGGACCAGGGAAGCUGUGCCUUCAUCUGGACCUGCUAAUGUAUCAGCGAACGCCACGUCUUCGACAACCAUAGUAGUGCUAUGGGGCGAUAUACCCGUUCAGGAUCAGAACGGCUUGAUAGAGGGCUACAAGGUGUGCUACGCUGCGAUCGUGCCCCCCCCUAGACCCGAGCACCACAAGGUGGAGUGUCAGGCGAUACCCUCCAACCAGACUCACACGGUGACCCUCACCGAGCUGAGGAAGUACGUCGUCUACCAGAUACAGGUGCUCGGGUAUACCAGGCUCGGAGACGGGGCUCUCAGCGACCCGCCCGUCACUGUCAGGACAUUUGAAGACACGCCGGGUCCACCUUCGAACGUGUCUUUCCCUGACGUGACGUUCACGAUGGCGCGUAUCAUCUGGGACGUGCCGGAAGACCCCAAUGGCGAGAUCCUGGCCUACAAGGUGACCUACCACCUCAACAGCUCCACGCAACACAUGUUUUCCAAAGAAUUCCUACCCUCUGACAGGACAUUCAGGGCGACGGAGCUGCUGCAAGAGCGGUACUACCUGUUCUCGGUGACGGCGCAGACACGGCUGGGGUGGGGCGGCACUGCUCGCGCGCUCGUGCUGACGACCGCCAACCGCGCUGCGCCCGCGCCCCCCGCGCGCCCCAACCUGCAGCGCUCGCUGCUGCAGCCGCAUCACAUCACUUUCUCUUGGACGCCCGGCGACGACGGAUACGCCCCCCUCAGAUACUACACGGUGCAACAGAAGGAGGAGGGCGGCACGUGGCAGACGCUGCCGGAGCGCGUGGACCCAUUCGCGACCUCGUACACGGUGGACGGCCUCAAGCCCUACACAGGCUACCAGUUCCGUAUCCGCGCUACCAACGACAUCGGUCCCAGUCGGUAUAGCAAUGCCACCGAAAUGGUGCGCACACUGCCCGCAGCGCCGAGCAAAGCUGUAGAGCAGCUGCGCGUGGUGCCGAUCACACCGAGCAGCGUGCGCGUGCAGUGGGCGCCGCUGGCGGAGGCGCACUGGAGCGGCGACACCGCACAUGGCGGCUAUCGCGUCUCCUAUCAGCCCCUAACCGACUUCCCCACCUCGCUGCAGCACACUAUGAAGCAGGACGUGCCCGGCAUCAAGAGUGAGGAGGUAGUGCUGACGGACUUGGCGGUGGACCGCAACUACGAGAUCAGUGUGUGCGCGGUGAACGCGCAGGGCGCGGGGCCGGGCGGCACUCCGGCCGUCGUGUGGGUGGGCGAGGCGGUGCCCACCGCGCCGCCGCGUGACGUCACCGCGCACGCGCUCUCACCCACAGAGGUCGCACUCACCUGGCAGCCGCCCGCGCUCGCACAGCAAAACGGUGACCUCCUCGGAUAUAAGAUAUUUUAUCUCAUGACCGAUUCCCCGGAGGAACCUGAGCCCGGGCGGCGUGUGGAGGAGGAGAUUGAAGUAGUCCCAGCCACCGCGACCUCGCAUUCAUUAGUAUUCCUUGACAAGUAUACGCAGUACCGAAUACAGGUGUUAGCGUUCAACCCGGCGGGCGACGGGCCGAGGUCGAGCGCGCUGCAGGUGCGCACGGAGCAGGGCCUGCCCUCCGCCCCGCGCAAUAUCUCCUUCACAGACAUCACCAUGAACAGUCUCGUGGUCGCUUGGCUGCCUCCGCGGCGACGCAACGGGCCCAUACAGUCCUACCUCGUCACCUACGAGACCAUCGAGCAGGACGAGAGAUUCAGCAAACAAGUGAAACAGAAAGUGACGGAGGAGCAUCUGGCGGUUGGCGGUCUGGAGGAGGAGGUGGAGUACCGGUUCUGCGUGCGCGCGGUGACGGUGGGCGCGGGAGGUGCGGCGGAGGCGCGCGUGCGCACUGGCCCGCAGCCCGGCUCCCCCGCGCCGCCGCGAGCUCUGCGCCUGCGCCCCGACCCCGCAGCGCUCCAUCUGCGCUGGGACAACGCCGCCUCCGGCCGCGGGCCCCUGCUCGGCUACUACAUAGAGGCGCGCAAAAAAGCGAAGGAAACAUGGCAAGCAUACGACACUCGGUGGGAGACUAUAACGCGCACGGGCAACGGCAUGCUGGAGGAGUUCACGGUGUCGUACCAGAGCCUGCUGCCCUCCACCGCGUACUCGUUCCGUGUGAUCGCGUACAACGAGUACGGCAUCAGCGCGCCCGCCGGCAGCGACAAGGUCAUCGUCACACCCUCCAAGUUAUACCUCGAGUACGGGUACCUGCAGUACCGCCCCUUCUACCGCCGCACCUGGUUCAUGGUGGCGCUCGCCGCCGCCUCGCUCGUCGUCAUCAUCAUGGUCGUCGCCAUACUCUGCGUCAAGAGCAAGACAUACAAAUAUAAAAAAGAAGCGCAAAAGACUCUGGAGGAGUCGCUGGCUGGUGAGACGGACGAGCGAGGCUCGCUGGCCAUGGAGCUGUACCGCUCGCGGCAGAGCUCGGUGGCGAGCGCGGGCGGCGGCGGCGCCGGUGUCACAGCAGGCGCGGGCACGCUGCGCCGCAAGCCCGCCGCCGCACUCGGCAAGGCGCCGCCGCGCCCAUCGCCCGCCUCCGUCGCCUACCACAGCGACGAGGAGAGCCUGCGCGCCUACGACGAGAACCCCGACGACUCCUCGCUCACCGAGAAGCCCUCCGAGAUGAGUUCCUCAGACUCUCAGAACUCUGAGAGCGAGAACGAGAGCGUGCGCUCGGAGCCGCACUCAUUUGUGAACCACUACGCGAACGUGAAUGACACGCUGCGGCAGUCGUGGAAGAGACAGCGGCCCGUGCGCAACUACUCCAGCUACACAGACUCCGAGCCCGAGGGCAGCGCCGUGCUCAGCCUCAACGGCGGACAGAUCGUCAUGAACAACAUGGCGCGCUCGCGAGCACCACUGCCCGGCUUCUCCUCCUUCGUAUGACCCACGCCCCCCUCUCCCCCACCACACACUCACACACUCCACGUCUAACUAGUGAAGCUAUAGGGUAAUCCAAUAAAUUCAUCGCUAAAGAGUACAGACGAUUGAAGUUAUUUUGAUCUUAAAUAAAACUAUAUAAUAAAAUCUCGGGUAAUCAUCAAAGUUAGGUACUCCCCUGACACAAUUUUGAAUACUUACUGAGAAGUCGGAUAAUAAAUCAGGGGUUAAAACGCUGUAAAGUAUUUUAGAGUAUAAAUUCGUUAAGUAUUAGUAGAUAAUACAACAAUGUUGUUACACGAUAGAGAUAAGUUUUAUCCUAUUUCGACCAAUGUUUACUGUAAGUUGUUUGAAAAUGUUACAGUAUUUAUUGCACGUAGAUUCUUAUGAAUAAU